AUGGCCAAACCCAAGCGUCCUUCCGAAACAAUGACCACUUGGACCGGUCAACAACGACCAAGUGUUGAGGCAGAUCCCAGACCGAGUAAGAAGCUAAAGCAGGAGGAUUGGAAAGAUUAUGAAGUUCACGAACGUUAUAACAAAGGCGAUUGUGUGCUCGUCUCCAGUGACAAGAUUGUAUUUCGUGUUGAAAAAUAUCAUCUCCAGUCCGCCAGCUCUGUGCUUCGUACCUCUCUUGCAUCAUCCGAUUCAAAAUCCAACGAGAGCGUGAUUCAGAUGAAGGAUCCGAACAUCGAAAAUUCUCGCGUCCUUGAACGUAUUCUUCAAUAUCUACAUGGAGAUCCGGUUCAUGUUUCAUGGCAAGAUUUCUGCUUGGUAUUUUAUGGUUCAUGUUUGAGCUUUAUCUGCAAAUGGGAUUGUCGAAACUUGCUCAACCAUAUCCUAUCGGAUCUAACAGUGAUCGCCUCGAGUCCGGAUUACUGUUACGACCCUAUGGACAUGUUCAACAUCGGAGCGAAUUUCAAUAAUGUUCCAUUAUGCACGACCGUGGUAAGAAAUCAUCACUUCACUUUUGUGGUGGAUGAGAUUCUCGAUAGCUGUAGUAGCCCGGGGUUCAAGAGGACUGAAAAGGGACCCCUUUUUUCAGCUUAUUGGGAGGAAGAAGAGUUCUUUCGACAUCCUCGAUACUCAUGGGCGUUGAUGGUUGCUACUCGAGAUUAUGAGUCGGAUAUGAAUGCUGAGGAUUAUCCGGACGCUGAGGCUUGGGGGGAUAUCGCUGAUAACUUUGAGAAGAUUAUUCUUAAUGAUCCCCCGGUCAAUUCUGAUUGA
Molecule: messenger RNA, 828 nt
Organism: Tremella mesenterica DSM 1558
Lineage: Eukaryota; Fungi; Basidiomycota; Tremellomycetes; Tremellales; Tremellaceae
Exons: 3
Coding region: 1-828 (275 amino acids)
Molecular function (GO): protein binding
Source: RefSeq, a predicted model, not a curated record